AUUUCUCCCUCAUCACGACGCGUCGACUAGUCAACUGGCCCUCAUCAUGGGCCUUCACCGUGCCUCCGGUUCCUCCUCAAAGAUACGGCUUCCUGUUUCAAUCCGAGGGAAUCGAACGAAAAGUGUCCUCCACUCCUGCAAGGCUGUUGAAAAACGCGCCCGUGCUGCAAAAGCAGCUGAGAAAGAGCAUCUAAAAAAUUUGACGCCAGAGCAGCUGGCUGAAAUUCAGAGCCAGAAGAUCCAGUUAUCAGCGGCCUCAGACCACCCCGAAGACGACGAAGACUACGACUCGAACUCCUGGCAGGAUAUAGAAGAUGUAGCCAGGAUGAACGGGAUAUUGCGUGGGGAUGAAACUAUGGAGAUCAGCCAUGAAGGCAGGGAGUUUGAGCUAGCGAGAGAUCUUCGAGAGAAGCUGACAGAAAAAUGGAAGAAACGGCAAAGGUGCGUUAGAUCUGAACAUCCACCUUUUUACACUCAAUAUCCGCAUAACAGACGGCGGCGAGAUGUCCACAAGCGCUGCAAUCGUACGCAACAGCGCAUCGACGCCUUCAAGAUGUUGCUGGAACCAAUGACGGAUGCAUAUAUGGACUGGGUCUUAGUGCGAGAUGCAGAUAAAUCACCAUUGGCAGAGGAGGGAGGCCAAUCCUCUGAUGGUAUCUGGGUUAUUGAUAUAUUCAGACGUUUUUGUAUGCCCAAUAGUAAUCUUUCAAUUGGAAGUUUAGUUCGCAAUGGCAUAAUCCCUUGUGCACCAAAGCGGCCUGGACUGGUGGUGACCUUUCGGGUCAUGGAAAUUUUCCACACGGCCAUCCUUCGCUGUCCUCAGUUGUCGAUUCAAGACUUCAUACGAACAUUAUGCAAUCUUCAUUCUUUCCCGAUUGCAAGCAGUCUAAAGGAACAAUUCAGCAUCUGCUACGAUGUAUUCAUCGCAAUUUUGGAAAACGUGGAGCGGCAAGUACUGAGAGAGCUUGGUCGUUCACACCCGGACUGGCAGCUCAAGAACUGUUGCGCCGCAUGCACGUUUGAACUUGAGGGUGAGGAGCAGCUGGAGUUUAGUAUGUUUGGAGCUAUGGACGGUAAUGACUCACUCAAACGCAUCCCACGGAGCAAGGUGGUGGAUACACUAGAGGGUAACCGGGUCAGCAUUGAACGAGAUGACUUACGCGAUGGUGGCGGCGGAUAUAUUUUACCAAGGACGGAGGUUGAUCGCUGGUCCAAGGAGGCCAUAGGUGAUGUAGAAGCAGUGGACAUGGGAGUCUUUGAAGAGACUGGCUUUUUUCUGUCAUUAUGCCGUCAUGGGUCUGUGCUCCUUGGGGCAGACAUGGUGAAAAGUGGAGAGCAAGCAAAAUAUCCAUUAGCUAUUGUUGGGAGGCUCUUGGAAGUCUUCGGAGAUCGCCUGGGCAUCGGAUACGACAUUGGCUGCAAGUUUGGCAGUACGAUAAACCAAUCCCCACUUGGCGAGUUAGCAAAAAUCAAGAGGUUUCGUGUAUUGGUCUCGAAGAUCAAGUCAAAUGGUCUUGCCAGGGGUAUUCGAUAUGCCAGUCGCUUCCAUCGUUGCCAACGCAUUACCUGGUAUCUGAAGCAUGUCGAUCGUUUGGACUCCUUCGAGCAUCUCAGUUCGUUUUUGUGCAACAAUUACAGACAAGCUCUGGAUAUCAUAGACGACUAUCCAGCAUUACAAAAGUCUAUGCAGGAGCUUGGAGUGACCGAUGAAAAGGAGUUUGAAGCGUGGCUUUCGGAGGAGGAAGCUUACCUCUCAGGUUUACAGCGUGAACCGCCAGAAGAAACCAUCGAGAUGGAAUAUUAUACAAGGCUCAUCCAUUAUUAUGAUGUAGAAUCAAAGGUUGCUGCUAGCCGGAGGGUAGUGUUCGUUAACACGACGACCGAUACACAGCCACAACCACCAGACGACACCCGCAAGAUGGAGACAGCACGAAGACAUCUUCUCGAAAGGAGAUCUCAAGAGCUGGAGAGGGUGCAGGACCUCGAGUGCUCACUGAACAUCUCCCCUGAGGACCGCUGGAUCGUCGGCUCGGAAAAGUGGAGAGAGAACGAGCAGAGGGUUGCCAUGAGGACUUACCGGCGAUGCCUGGAUCGACUGGAGGGCUUAAUAGUCGCACGCAUCUUUGAGCUAACAAAGAUGAAUAUGUCCCAUACUGGAUAUAAAAUGCGAAAACACAUAGGAAAGGCUCUCAAGGCACGAUCACAAGCCAUACGGACCGCCCUCACCCAAUAUAAUGUAGCGGCAGCAACCCUUAUCCCCCCAAGACCUCUGCUGAAGUGGGAACGAGUCGUCGAGUAUGCUUUUCUAGCUGAUUUCGACCUACUCCGAGACGUUCGGAAGGACAUGAGCGAGCGCAAGUAGGCCACUCCAGCAGGACGCCAAGCGAUGGAUACAUACUUCAAGAUCUGUCAGGCAAAGGAGGAAAUCAAGCGCCUCAACAUCGAGAUUCAGCGAGUAAUUACCUAUAUGCACAUCGAAGAUACAUAUCUCCGUCGCCGAGAGGGAGCAAUUGCCGAAACAGAGCCUGCCUUGGCAUUUCAGAUAUCGAGAUAUCGUCAGGAUAGGGAACGCUUCUAUGCCGCGCAUAUGCACCGUUUCUAUGCCUUGUCGAAGGAUGC
This is a messenger RNA of Desarmillaria tabescens, 2619 nucleotides long. RefSeq lists its product as uncharacterized. NCBI's taxonomy places the organism in Eukaryota, Fungi, Basidiomycota, Agaricomycetes, Agaricales, Physalacriaceae. The record is from RefSeq and is a predicted model, not a curated record. The transcript has 9 exons. The coding region runs from base 47 to 2362 and encodes 771 amino acids.